UUAAAAUAAUGUUUCGCGCUAGCUCCUGAUCUACGUAUUUCAUACAACUAUCUACUUAAUUUCUAUUGAACAAAUUUCGCUAAAGUCACGUGCUUCAUAAUGCGAUAUACGAGUAAUUCAGCUAUCGGAGCUAUCUACAAAAAUUUCCGUAUUGGUUGCGAUGUGAAUUUAUUUCGUGUUCUAUUUAAUUUAAAUCUAUGCACAAUAGUUACCUAGGAAGUUGGAUCUAUCGAGUGGAAACUGACUAAGCAAGCUGGACGACGAUGGAGGCGAAGGAGUACGGCCCCACAUUACAAGAUGAAGCAAAACCAACAACAUUUCUUCAAACAAUUAUAGAUGUCUACGAUUGGCUAUCUUGUUGGAUUUUAACCCUGAUGCUUUUCGGUGGCCCGGUACUUUUUAUAUACAUGUGUAUUACUCCAUCAUUGCGAAUUUUCGCUCUGCUGUAUUUGCUUUGGGUGUAUUACGAUCGUGAAACUAUCUACACAGGAGGACGAAGAAUAAAAUGGCUGAGAAAAAUGAGAGUUUGGAAAUACCGACGAGAUUAUUUUCCAAUCAAGCUGGUGAAAACGGCUGAUUUACCACCAGAUACCACCUAUUUAUUCGCUUCUUUUCCACACGGAAUGUUCGUGAUUGGAGCUUCUACGAACUUCUGCAGCGAUGUGAACCAUUUCGACGAAGCAUUUCCCGGAUUAACUCCGUAUAUGCACAUGCAGAAUGAUAUUUUACUUCUUCCGAUCGCCAGGGAGAUGCUUUUAUUUUACGGUAUUUGCAGUGUUUCGGCCGAAAGUAUUUUACACGUGUUGAAUGGACCUGCUGGAAACGUAUCCAUUGUCACUGUCGGAGGCUACAUUGAAAUGAUGAAAUCCGUUCCAGGCACUAAUCGUGUAGUUUUGAAAACUCGUAAAGGAUUUGUCAGAAUGGCUUUGAAAGCUGGAUCUUCCCUAGUGCCAGUUUAUACUUUCGGCGAAAGCAGUACUUAUGAUCAACUAUCGUCAGACUGGUACGUAAGGUUACAAAAAAAACUUCAUUCCUUGUUCUGGCUAGGAGGUCUGGUUCUAGCCUGGGGUCCUUGUAAAAUUGACCACGCACUUGGACUUUUACCCUAUCAAAUACCCCUCACUACUGUUGUGGGCAGCCCGAUAAAAUUACCAAGAGUGGAAGAUCCUUCGAGUGAAUUGGUGGAUAAAUAUCAUCAAAUAUACAUUCAAGAGUUGACAUCGUUGUUCGAUAAAUACAAAGGGAAAUAUGAUUCUCGAGGAGAGAAAGCCUUUUUGAGUGUUGAAUAAAAUUCAUCGUCAUGUUACCGCAUGCUUGCAUAAAAGAGCGAUUGUAUAAGUGCGUCUACCUGACAGAAAAAAAUACUCCUGCAAGUGAAGAAAUUAGGCAACAAAUGAACAAAAUGAAAUGCGAGUUGCCUAACGCUCUAACUGAUAUUUUGAAGAACAGAGCUUUGAACUUUCAAUUUAUAUUUUUCAAUAAUGUGUUUACCUAUACGUUUACGUGCCAUAAGAUUAAUGCUCAUGUACCUACUAAAUUUUUUUAUUUUCUAUGUGCAACCUUUUUUUUUUUUUUUACUUAAUCAAAAUAAAAAUUUAAAAAUUCAAA
This is a messenger RNA of Planococcus citri (citrus mealybug), 1608 nucleotides long. RefSeq names its product acyl-CoA wax alcohol acyltransferase 1-like. The transcript has 6 exons. Gene Ontology annotation, cellular component: endoplasmic reticulum membrane. Lineage: Eukaryota; Metazoa; Arthropoda; Insecta; Hemiptera; Pseudococcidae. Gene Ontology annotation, biological process: triglyceride biosynthetic process. Gene Ontology annotation, molecular function: diacylglycerol O-acyltransferase activity. The coding region runs from base 264 to 1289 and encodes 341 amino acids. The record is from RefSeq and is a predicted model, not a curated record.